UUUCCGGUGGAGACAUAAGCAGCGGAUGCUAACAGACUGGUCGAUGUCAGGACCUAAACACUCGAGAGGGGAGUCUCGUCAGCAGAGUGAAAAAUAAGAAAAAGAUGCUGAGGAGGAAACCAACUCGUUUGGAGCUCAAGAUCGACGACACAGAAGAGUUUGAGAGCAUCAAGAAAGAACUUGAGGCCAGAAAGCGUCAGCGAGAUGAAGCAGAAUCAGGAGGUGGGGUGGGAGGAGCUUCUGUCAUUGGAGUUGAUCUAAUUGGGGGUGGAGCUUCUGCUGCAGCCUCAUCUUCAACUCCUGUGUCGAGGGCGGAGCUUAUCAAUGAGAGAAUCGGCUACAAGCCUCACCCCAAACCGGCCACGCUGCCAACCUUAUUUGGAAGUUUACAGUUUUAAUAAAGUUGGGACAGAAAAA
Molecule: messenger RNA, 417 nt
Organism: Nematolebias whitei (Rio pearlfish)
Lineage: Eukaryota; Metazoa; Chordata; Actinopteri; Cyprinodontiformes; Rivulidae
Gene: cdc26
Product: cell division cycle 26 homolog
Exons: 3
Coding region: 105-398 (97 amino acids)
Biological process (GO): anaphase-promoting complex-dependent catabolic process; regulation of mitotic cell cycle; protein K11-linked ubiquitination
Cellular component (GO): anaphase-promoting complex
Source: RefSeq, a predicted model, not a curated record